Molecule: messenger RNA, 1910 nt
Organism: Vanrija pseudolonga
Lineage: Eukaryota; Fungi; Basidiomycota; Tremellomycetes; Trichosporonales; Trichosporonaceae
Gene: erd1
Product: Protein ERD1 1
Exons: 2
Coding region: 203-1816 (537 amino acids)
Cellular component (GO): cytoplasm; membrane
Source: RefSeq, a predicted model, not a curated record
CGCCGCGGCCCGCAGUAACGCCAGCACCAAGUUGCCACGGCGACGACAGACGGCGACGAGUUUCACAACACGCUAUCUGCACUACCGACCGCCACCUGUCUGUCUGUUUGUCCUUGCUCCUGCUCCUCCUCUCGCACAACUCAAGGCAACGGCUCGCGUCGACGCACGCCGCCCGCCGCUCGCCACCACAACCACGACAACAAUGGACAUUGACACCCCCCCCGACCUGCUUCCCCCAGAGGCAAUCACACCGCUUGAGCUGCCAGAGUUCAGCGCCGGCUUUCCGCUGCCCUUCCGCGUGCUCUUCCUCGUCGGGCUCGCGCUGCUAUUGUGGGCAGUGAACCUGCACGUGCUGCACCUGCUCGGGCUGGACAGCAGUUGGAUCCUCGAUAUCCGGGACUCGGACGACACGGGCGACUUGACCUCCCCGCCCGUGGACGGCGGCGUCGACGCGAACGAGAUCGACCUCGCGCUCGACACGCUCUCCCUCCCCCCUGCUAGUGCCGCAGCGCACAUCGCGCCGCAUGUCCGCCACGCGCUCGACAGCCCGCGCGCAAACACGCCCCCGCCAGCCGCCGGCCGCCGGCCAAGCGCGAAGCUGUACGGACCGGUAUACCGCCUCUUCCUCGCCUACGCGGCGUGGUGUCUUGCCGGCUGGGGCGUGUUCCGCUGGAUCACGGGCGACAAGACGGACAAGAUGGAGGCGUGGCGCGGCCUCGUUGGCUUCAUCGCGCUCGCGCCGCUCGCGGCUGCGUUGUUGCCGUGGCGCGGGAUCGCUCACCGCGAGCGCAGGGCAUUCCGCAAGAGUAUCCACCGCAUCCUCGUCCCCCCGCCCAACGCGCCAAUCUUCUUCGCGGACGUGAUCCUCGCUGAUAUCCUCACGUCCUUCGCCAAGGUGCUCGGCGAUCUCUACGUUUCCGCCAGCCAGAUCAUCUUUGGCGGUAUCACGCACGGAAGGGUCGCGCCGCAUGGCGUGUCCAAGUGGAUCACGCUAGCGAUGGUUGGCCUCCCAUACCUCCUCCGAUUCCGCCAGUGCAUGCUUGAGUUCUACCACUCUGGCUGGCAGUCCAAGCGGCCGUUCGCCAACGCGCUGAAGUACGCCUCUGCCUUCCCCGUCAUCCUGUUGUCCGCAGCCCAGAAGGACGUCGUAAGGGAGGUCGCCGAGGCCAAGGGCGUCACCCCCGCCGAGCUCAACACGGCGCCAACAAGAUGGUUUGGCGAGCACCCCGUCUUCCGGCUCUGGCUUCUCGCCGUCGUCGUAAACUCCAUGUUCUCGUUCUACUGGGACGUCGAGAUGGACUGGGGACUGUCGCUGUGCGAGCUGGAAACCUGGCUCCCAUCGCAGGCCGACAGCUCGUCUGGCCACCUCACACCCAACGCGCGCAGCCCGUCGCCGCCAAGAGGCAUCUUUGCGCGCAUCCGCCGCACGCUGGGCCGCGACACGCACCAGCGCAGCCCACACCCAGCGCACCACAGCCUCAACGACGUGUCGCCCUCGACAAAACCGGCCCUCUGGGGCCUCCGCCAGACAUUACUCCUCCCUGACCCCAUCGUGUACUACCUCUUCGCCCUGCUCGACCUCGUGCUCCGCUUCACGUGGAGCCUCGACCUCUCGACCCACCUGCACACCAUCAGCAAGAUCGAGUCGGGCGUCUUCUUCAUGGAAGCGCUCGAGCUCGUCCGCCGCUGGAUGUGGGUGUUUAUUCGCGUCGAGUGGGAGGCGGUCAAGAUGGGCGAGCUGGCUCGUUUCCGUACCGGAAGGGAACGCACCGCCGUGCUCUGGGCCGACAAGAGCGGAGACGACGACGACAACUAGACCACAUGGACACUGGCUUUGACAGCCCCCCUCUGUAGACGACCGCAGACGACAGCAUUAUAGAGUAGUAUUAUCAAUGGCAUUUGUGACGGAU